UGCUUCUUCUGAAGGGAGCGCUGCUUCAGCGUGUACUCGACACUUUUUUUUCCUGUUAGAUUCUUAAUCCUCGUAGCUUACAAAUGAAAAUAAAUCUUGUGUAACAUCUGUAGCGAAUUUCUCAUGUGCCAGCCUGAGUAGUAGAUGUUUUUGACGGCAUUUUUAAGAUGAAUGCACUGAAUCCAUGAAGACUUGUUUACCUUAAAGGAAUAAAAGUAUCUGACCACACACAGUCAUUGUGAGGAGGAUAAUGAUCAUAUGGAUAUUAUUGCUCUCGCUGUUCUGCGAGAGCACACAAGACGGAAAUGGAAAAGAAAAUGGUGUCUUGCAUUGUGAACCACAGAAUAUGAGGCUUACCACCCCUGACCAGAAGAUCCUGUUAACAUGGGAAGACGACCCUUCAUGCUUAGCAGUACAUGACGUGUUGAUGUAUGAGGUGGUGGUACUCAUAGCAGACCAGCAAGUACAUAAUGAUACAGUUGCUGUGACACCUGACCAAAUAGGAUCUACUCAUUCCUGGAACUGGAAGCCUCAUUUGCCAUUGGAGUGUGCUUCCCAUUCAGUCCGGCUCAGCUCCCGUUACAAAAACCGUACAAGCCCAUGGAAACAGGAACAGACUCAUCCAGGGAUAGGUAACCCCAAAACACCAGAGGUUUUUCCACGGGACAGAGUGUUUAAGGUUGGCAGUAGAGCAACCUUCUGCUGCGUUGUGCCGGUGGGGGAUACUUUUGACAGAAUGGAUAUAAGUCGGUAUUCUGGUACUUAUAUGAACACUACCAAGAUCAGCAAUCAGACGUAUGCCUUGACUAUCAACCUGGACCAAGCAUCAAACACAUAUUGCACUGAUGUAAAAUGUCAUACAAAGACACAAGAGAAUGGGGCUUGUGCUUAUAUUGGCUACCCACCUGAUGACAGCAAUCUUCUCUGUGAAACCCGGGAUCUGCAAUCAGUUGAAUGCCUGUGGACAGUGGGAAAUGACACACGCGUCAAGAAUAAAACAGAAUAUCAUCUACUUGGAAGAGAAUGUAAUGAUACGUCUGAGGGGAAAUGCUCACAAGAAGUGCAAGUGAGAGCUGGUGAGCAGAACUGGACUUUAACAGCACAAAAUAGUCUUGGCACAGUGGAGCUCACAGACAGGGCAGACCUCACUAAAAGAGUGCACAUGUUUGCCCCAUUGGAAGUGACAGCUUCAGCUGUGAAUGCCAGAAAUGUCAGCCUGGAGUGGGGGUGGAAGGCGCAACAGUACAAUAAUCUCAAUAUAACAUGCCAAGUAAACGUUAGCAACGGUGAAAUAAAUAGCAUAAGCGAAAACUUUGGAGUUGGCCUUAAUUUUACAGUUUUGGAUGACUUGAUACCAGAUUGGGCAUACACAGUAAUGGUACGAUGUGGAACAACUCACUAUUUCUGGAAAUGGAGUGAGUGGAGCUCAAGUAUCCAGUUCCACACAAAGGGUGAUGUUCCAGAUGCUCUUGAUGUGUGGAUGCAGAUGAAGGAUAACCAACUAACAAUCAUUUGGAAAAUGCUACAGGCCAACCAGAGCCAUGGACACAUCAUAGAUCAUGAAGUGACAUGGGCACACACCAAUACCCCAGAGAGACAAAAUAGAACUAAAGUGGCUCACCCCAAAGACAGUCUUGCACUCAGUCUGAACACCACAGAAGAGUAUAUCAUCAGCGUUACAGCUAGGAAUAUAAAUGGCAGCUCUUCCCCAUCAACCAUCACCACUUCAAUACAUCACAGCUUCAAUUCAGCAAACGGAGUGAUCCCUUCUAGGAUCCUUGGCAGCAACGGUGGCUUCAACCUGUCCUGGUCUGCCAGUCCUAUAGCCAGCUGUGGCUACAUAGUGGACUGGUGUCCUGCCCUAGGAGAGAGCAGAGUGGAGUGGGUCAAAGUGCCUCCCAGUGAAACUAAUGCCAGUAUAUUUUCAGAAAACUUCAAAGACGGAUUGCGUUACUUGUUGUCCAUAUAUGCCUGCACCCAGGGAGCUCCAGUGCUGCUAGAAAGAAGAGAGGGCUAUGUCAGAGAGAAAAGAAUACAAGACGGCCUGUUUGAAACAUUGACAAUGGAACAGCAGGAUUCAGAUGUUGUGGUAUCCUGGCAUCCUAUAUCUCUCAGAAAACAGACUGCUUUCAUCAAAGGAUAUAUUCUGUAUGCUUUGGACAACAACAACAACAGCAUUGUCAUCAAUGUCAGCAAAGAAGAUCCUGAGACUACCAGCCUGACAGCAAGAAAUCUUAAAAUCAGUACCUACACAUUCACAGUGAAGGCACAGACAGCGGUUGGAGAAUGUGGCACUUCAUUCAUUUCUGCCACCUUGAAUUCACCAACUGAUUACUUGAUUACGGCGGUCUUCAUAUCCUUGGUCACAGUUUUUGGUCUCCUUUCCCUUACCACUAUACUUUGCUACAGACACUGGACAUGUAUCAAACACAAUGUCUACCCUCCAAUCCCAAAGCCAGUGCUGACGGACAAGUGGUUGUCGUCACCGGGUGAACAUAGUUGUCGUCCUCUUCGCGUGGAUUUGUGUCAGCACAGUGAAGCACUUAUCACGGAUGUUCCAGAGCUGCAUCGUAAAUCAGUUGCACCAGGGAAUGAUUACAUCAGCCAGGACAAAACACCUUGUGUUUUUACACAAACUCAAAUGGGUUACUACAACCAGCCCCUGAAAAAAAACACCCCACCACCCAUCAUUUUACCCACUGCCAUUCCGUCAGGUUUACCAUCUUCCCCAUUCAAACGUCUAUUUCCUAACCCUUCAUAUGACCUGAUAAUGCAGACUGGGGAUCAGCAGUCCAACUCAGGACCGGAUUUUCAUAAGGGGACACCUUUAGAGAGAUGCUCCAGUGGAUACCAGCCUCAGAGUCUCAUAAACCAGCCAGAAGAGGAUCCAGACAGUCCUCUGUCCUGUGUCUUCACUUACAUUUUGUUACCUAAUUCAUCUUAAUAGUUGCUGCAUGUACACCCUAUAAAGUAUGUCAUAAAUAUGAAGGCAAAUAUGAUAAUGCUGCCAGAAACAGAAAUUUAAUGUGAAUUUAGUGAAAUAAAUAAUAUAUAUUA
Molecule: messenger RNA, 3057 nt
Organism: Thunnus maccoyii (southern bluefin tuna)
Lineage: Eukaryota; Metazoa; Chordata; Actinopteri; Scombriformes; Scombridae
Product: leukemia inhibitory factor receptor-like
Exons: 18
Coding region: 251-2944 (897 amino acids)
Cellular component (GO): membrane
Molecular function (GO): protein binding; cytokine receptor activity
Source: RefSeq, a predicted model, not a curated record